Schistosoma spindalis is the source of this 4982-nucleotide messenger RNA. The record is from the annotation of a GenBank genome assembly. NCBI's taxonomy places the organism in Eukaryota, Metazoa, Platyhelminthes, Trematoda, Strigeidida, Schistosomatidae.
GUAGUAGCGCGCGGUCUUCAACUGCUUGACGCGUCAUGGCCUCGUUUUUUGAUGUCAGCUCUAAGAGGAAAGAUAAAAAAGAAGAGGAGGAAGGCUACGGAGCAGUGUAUGCUAAGCUAGAUAAAACUGUGGUUUUGCAAGAAGUAUUUGCAAAUUCUUCUCUCUCUCCAUCUAUAUAUAUAUAAAUAUUUUAGGCCCGAUUGUUUAAUCAAACAACACUUAAUCCAAGGAGAUGUGUGCACAUAUUGACUAAAAUUCUAGUGAUUUUGGAGCAGAGUGAAAAGUUGGGGAAAAUAGAGGCAACCGAUGCUUUUUUCGCAAUGACCAAGUUGUUUCAAUCCAAUGACGUAUGUUGUUUGAUCCUAACUUUUGUCUUCAGCAAAAUCUUCGUCGCAUGCUUUACCUAGUGAUUAAAGAAUUGUCUACUGUUGCAGAUGACGUGAUUAUUGUUACUAGCAGUUUAACUAAAGAUAUGACCGGCCCAGAAAUUGCUUUUCGAGGACCUGCAAUUCGGGCGCUUUGCACUAUUACGGAUGCAGCGAUGGUCCAGAGUAUUGAACGUUACCUAAAACAGGCUGUAGUAGAUAAGUCUCCUGCAAUAGCAUCAGCUGUGUUGACGUCAGCGUAUAAGUUAAUGGAUGUUUGUCCGGAUAUAAUCAAAAGAUGGACGAAUGAAGUACAAGAAGCUGCAUCGGGCUCUCGUGUAAUGGUACAAUAUCAUGCUCUUGGUCUGUUGUAUUUAAUUCGUCAAUCUGAUCGACUUGCUGUGACAAAAAUGAUUCAAAAGUUUACUCGGUCUACUUUAAGAUCCCCUUACGCCUAUUGUCUCAUGAUAAGGAUAGUAGCAAAGCAGUUGGACGAAGAUGGGCACUCGAAUAAUCCACAAUUAUAUGAGUUUUUGGAAUCAUCUCUUCGCCACAAAUCGGAGAUGGUCAUAUAUGAAGCAGCUCGAGCAAUAAUUAGCCUCCGAAACUUAACAGCUAAAGAGUUAGCACCUGCUGUGGGUGUUUUACAACUGCUUUGUACGUCUUCCAAACCUGCAUUACGAUAUGCUGCUGUACAUACGUUAAAUGCUGUCGCCAGUAAUCAUCCUGCAGCGGUAACUGCAUGUAAUCUCGAUCUUGAGCAACUAAUCGGCGAUCCUAAUAGAAGCAUUGCAACACUUGCAAUAACAACUUUACUAAAGACGGGGAACGAGUCAAAUGUUGAACGUUUGCUAAAACAUGUAUCUCCGUUCAUGAGUGAAAUAAGCGAUGAAUUUAAAAUAGUAGUAUUGGAAUCUAUCCAUGCUUUAGCAACAAAAUACCCCAAAAAAUAUACAGUGUUAUUAAACUUUUUAUCUGGACUUCUUCGUGAUUCGGCUGGAUACACUUUUAAAAAAGCAGUUGUGGUUGCUAUCGAAUCAAUUAUCAAACAAAUUCCAGAAGCUAAAAGUAUAGGUUUGUUACAAUUGUGUGACUUCAUAGAGGAUUGUGAACAUGUUAAACUAACACAGCGUAUACUCCAUCUGUUAGGACGGGAGGGACCCUACCUCAAACGUCCUCGUCAAUUUACGCGUUACAUUUACAAUAGAGUUAUGCUCGAAUCAGCUCCUAUUAAGUGCACAGCUACGACAGCUCUGGCGAGGUUUGCUGCACACAAUGAGGAAUUACUUCCGAGUAUUCUUGUACUUCUUAAACGAAUUAUGAUUGAUGAAGACGAUGAGGUUCGUGAUCGCGCAGCUUUCUACCACUAUAUUUUAUCACAUAACCAAGUAGCAUUAAAAUCUGCUUACCUUUUAAGUGAAGAAAUGCAUCUAAGUCCAUCUGGUUUAGAGCGCGCUUUGUUGGAUUAUGUGCACAAUUCUCACACAGUCGCUGGUAGUCCUUUCUCUUUGACGACAGUCCCAAUAGCUGAUAUUGUUCAGCCAAAUGAUCUUAGUUCUGCCAUUGAAUCGGAUGUUGUAAAGAUCAAAGCUAAAUCUAAUGCGAUGGCUGGUGAAGGUCGAAACACAUUACUUGCUUCUCAGAUGUCAGGGAAACGUAUUCAAGACUCCUUUGCAGAGCAACUGGCAUCUAUACCCGAAUUUUCUGGUCUUGGCUCCAUAUUCAAAUCUUCUUCCUCAGUAGAAUUAACUGAAUCUGACACGGAAUAUGUGGUAACAUGCAUAAAACAUUUAUUCUCUAGGCAUUUAGUCUUGCAGUUCGAUUGUGUCAAUACAAUGUCAGACCAAGUCUUGGAGAAUGUCUAUGUUUCGUGUGAGCCGGACGAUCCUCUGUUUAAUAUUGUCUGCACAGUACCUUGCAAAAGCUUAAAAUAUAAUUCUCCCGCUGUGACGUAUGUUCUAGUUGAGUUGCCGGAGGAUCUAGAAUGUCAUUCUGUUACAUUUAUCAACACAUUGAAAUUUACUAUCAAAGAUAUUGACUCUGACCCUUCGGAUCCUGGUUUGCCAGACGAAUAUCAAGUAAGUUAUUUGUGGGCCAAUCAAGGUUAGUGUUACACAUCGUGUCAUAAACUUUGAUUCUGCAAAUAUAAUUGAUCUUUCACUGAGCCAUUCUGCAAAAUAAAUCCUGAAAAGACAGCGAUUCGGCAUGUCAAGACUAUACAAUUUUAUCUUUAAUCACAGUUCAUAGACACAUGUUGUUUUUCUACAGCUAUCUUGUAUACUGGACUUAUACAAUAAUUAGUUAGAAGACGUUCGAUUACUUUUAAUGUGAACAUUGCUUGGCCAACUCUGCUCAUCAUUUUCUAAAUAUCUCACCAGACAUUUUCAGGAAAUAUUUUAUCCAUAUAAUACACCUAAUUUUGUAGUUGCAUGGCUAUACUAUUAUUUAAUACCCGAAAAUCAUUAGAAGUUUGGAUGAACGUGAUACUUUGUUUAAUUGUCAGUAUAAACCUUAAUAAUAAGUCCAAAGGUUUAACUUGUUUCAUAUUUGAUCCAUUUUAAACCGCACACGUUUAACAAACGUAGUCAUUGCUCUUUAGUGAGUAGUAUUUUAGAUCUGAAAAAUACUAAACCGUUGUAUCAAGUGAAGUAUUCGGUAAUCCACACAAACAAAUUGUAGUUGUAUGUUAGUAAAGCAAAAAAUAAACUUCAUUCCGUUGUGAAUAUCAUACAAUAAUGGAUUCAUUUUUUUAUAUUGUUUGUUCUUAUUUUCCCAUCGAUGUUGAGGAGUGCAAUCGACCAGUCUCAUAUUGGUAUCCGGAUUGUCUUGAGUCACAAGUAUUAUAGGUGGCUAGCAGUGCAAUUCAGGAUGCGCGUUUCGUACUAUUUGGAACUUGUUGGUUAGAUGUAACUGCAUCCAGAUGUUGAUGUUCAGUCUGGGAGUCGAACCUAGCACCUUUUGUGAUGGUGUUUGAAGCGAGCAGUACUGGGUCCGAGUCCUGAAGUGAACAUCAACUCUGUGAUGCAGGUAAAUCCAACCGACAAGUCCCCAAUAGGUCGAAACGCACAUCCUGGAUUUCACUGCUAGCCAUCAUACAUCUUUGCUUAUAAAAUAACAAUUAGGUUAAAGCCGCUAAGUAUGCUUUCCUUAUGGUAUCUGAUCUUAUAGCAUAUACAUAUCCCCUAUCCACUUUUCUGGUUUCUCAUUUUCUAACACUUUUUCCAACUUUUAUAACAGUUGGAAGACCUGGUCCUAGGUAUUUCAGACCAUAUUCAACGUGUUUCGAAACAGAACUUUACAGUGGCUUGGCAGGAACUCAGUCCUGAAACUGAAGUAGAGGAAACGUAUAUGCUGGUGAAGCACAAGACUAUUAAAGGUAUGCAAAACUUUGCUGCUGAUACUUUAUCUUACACUUUCAGUCUGUUACUUCGAACUAAAUGGUCGAUGAAUUACGCAGAUCAAUUUGAUUAAUACAAACCCAGUGUGUGCAUCAAAAUGUUAAACAUUGUAUUAACUUCAAUUAACGUUAUUUAAUUGUCGAAACAAAACUAUAAAAGUAUCUUAACGAAGUCAAAUAUAUCAAUAGAUGUGUUCCCAGACAGGGUAAAGUAUGUUGAAUACGAAAAAACAACUUAUCUCUCUUUUUAUAAUCACAAUGAGGACUUUUAAUAUUUUAAAACUAUAUGGGGAUCCUCGAGUUUUACCGUUUUCUUGUCUAUAUAUCUAUAGGGCUCACUUAUUUUGCUAGAUGAACAUGUCUAGUGAAUUUACCACAUUUUUCUGAUUGACGAACUGUUUAAAACCAAUAUCUUUUCUUACCUUGAAAAUGGCGUUAAUUAUGUGAAAGAAAUGGGUGUACUCUGCCUCAGUCUACACAAUUAACGGAAUUAAGCUAAGUUUAUGGUUUUAUGUAGUGUGUAAUAAGGAGUUAGAUUACUUUUGUCGAUGCUUUUGACAGGACACGGCUGAAUUGUUUAUAAUUUUAUUUUCUUGGAGAGUAGGGCAACAUAUACUAUGUAGCUGCUCAUAAUCAUCAAAUGAUAUAUAUUGUUAAACAGUGAUUUUUACGAUACGUAACGAAUCCUCUUGUUUUUUUGCUUUAAAUCACUGGUUAUUUCCUCAUACUUUAGAAACGAUGCGUCAAAUUAUUGAACACCUUGGACUUCAACCUUGUGAUCAAACUGAUCAUAUGCCUCAUGAAGGAAAGUCAUCUCAUCAGCUCCUUCUGUCUGGAGUAUAUCGUGGUGGGUAUCAAGUUUUGGCCUUAUGUAAACUUGCUAAAGUAUUGUCUGAUGGAUCUCCUCAUUCAAAUGAACCGGGCAUAACUUUCCAAAUCACAGUACGCUCAUCUGAUCCCAUUGUUAGUCGAAUAAUAGCUGAUGCCAUCGGUUGAGUUGUCAUACUGACAGGCUUCCUUAUUAUUAUAUGACAUAUCUUACUUAUGUAUUGUAUUAUUUCUUUCUUACAUUGGACUAUUGGUAAUCACUUUGUUUACAAAUUUAAUCAAACUACAAGGUUGUUGUUAACACCACUCGUUGAAUAGCUGUGAUUUUUUCUUGUUAAUAAAUCUUUAUUUUGAAAUUUCUGAAUAUGCAAUACAGGAUUUAAAGUUUUACU